CCUUUAUCCGCCACGCCUUCUUCCCAUCAGCUCUCUGGUCCACACUCCCCUGCCCUCACCCUCUCAACUCUUCUUCCUCCUUCCUUCCCUUCUCUCUCUCUGUAUUCUCUUCCUAUAUAUAAAUACACGCACAUAAAACGCCUCCAUUAAUCCUUCUCCCAUUUCCUUGGCCCUCUUCUUCUUCCCCUUUCUCCCGGAUUCCCCAAUUCCCCCUUUGUUCCCGGGUUUCCGGCCGGCGAUUACAGCUCUGUUUAAUUCAACACAGUUGGUAAGUUACCCAGAUCGUUUCCAUCAUGCCCUUCUGCGAGAUUUCAAAGUAUCAACAGGAUUCCCCUUCUCCCGCCGGCGCCGACGACAAUGGCGUCAAGAUUUUUUACCGGACGUACGGUCGGGGACCAACCAAAGUUCUGCUCAUCAUUGGAUUGGCGGGGACGCAUGAUUCAUGGGGUCCUCAGAUAAAGAGCCUUGCCGGUACUGUCAUCGCCAAUAACGAAAUGGAGCCGGUUGACCUUGCUACCACCGCCGGCGACGGUAUUGAGGUUUGUGCUUUUGAUAAUCGUGGAAUGGGCCAGAGCUCCAUCCCCGUUGAACGAUCCCAAUAUACGACGACAAUCAUGGCGAAAGAUGCAAUUGCGUUAAUGGAUCAUUUAGGCUGGGAAAAAGCUCACGUCUUUGGGCACUCAAUGGGGGCUAUGAUAUCUUGCAAAUUGGCUGCGUUGGUGCCAAAUCGAGUCCUUUCGUUGGCAUUGCUUAACGCCACCGGUGGAGGAUUUGAAUGCUUACCGAAGCUUGAUCGUCGAACAAUGUCGGUAGCAAUCCGAUUCUUGAAGGCAAAGACUCCAGAGCAAAGAGCUGCUGUUGAUCUGGACACCCAUUACACCAAGGAAUAUCUGGACGAAUGUAUUGGCUCCAGCACUAGACGGCAGAUUCUGUAUCAAGAGUAUGUGAAAGGUAUAUCAUCUACUGGGAUGCAGAUGAAGUACGGCUUUGAUGGUCAAAUCAAUGCAUGUUGGACACAUAGGGUGACGAAAUCAGAUGUAGAAGCAAUUCGGAGUGGUGGUUUCCUUGUGUCGGUCAUUCACGGCAGGUAUGACAUCAUUGCACAAAUAUAUUACGCAAGGAGACUCGCCGAGAAGUUGCAGCCAAUUGCUAGGAUGGUUGAUCUCCAUGGUGGCCAUCUAGUGAGUCAUGAGAGAACCGAAGAGGUAAACCAAGCUCUUGCUGAAUUGAUCAAGGCUUCGCAGGCAGGAACCAGCCCCGAGGACUGGACGAACCUAGUCCAGGAAAGCUCCGGGUGGUUGCUGGGGAAGAAAUCAACAGAUAGAAAAAAGACCAAAGAAGGUUGGGCGCCCGAAUCUCGGUCAACAUCAUCUGGCAUCAUUACAACAAGACUAUAUUCUUCGCUUGUGUAUUUACUUAGUCUGUUUGUGUUACUAUUUGAAUUCAUGAGGAAAGGUCAUAGAAGCCUAAGACCAGCCAAAGUUGGACCUACCCUCACGUAACAGAGCUUUACCAUCCAAAAGAGACCCCUCCUUCCAAUGUUUUUUCAUCAUUGCAGGUAAAGUUCAUACCUUUAGCUAGCUUCUCACUUAAUUGCUCGGCUAAUUAGCAAAUGAUCACCUUGAUCCAACUCGUACAUUGAUGCCGUGCAGGAGGGGUUACCAGAACCUGUGUUGUUUUUCUUACAUAGCUCGUUAACCGGUGGUUAAUCCCGAAACAGAGGAUGAGAGCAAGGAAUGGGAAGAGGUGAUGGAAGAGAGCUAUGGUCCGACGCCACCAGCGAAGGCAGAGAUUAUCUUAUGUAAAGCUCCGACGCCCUCCACUUGGUGUACAUAAACGGAAACACAGAGACGAGAGAUGUACAAGAUGGGAAACCAGAGGAAGAAUAUAUACAUGCAAAGUUGAAUUUUUAUGAAAGACAUUGAACAACACUCACAGUGUAACGUACAGUUGAUUGAUUGUGUGAGAAUUGAUGAAGCAAAUCAAGCAACUAUAUGUAUCUGAUCCAUUUUGUGGGGAGCAUCAAGCAUAUGUUUAUCUUAAUGAAUUCUCUUCACUACUUCCUUUCCAACGAUAAGCAUUAAUUAGCGAAAGGACGUUUGUGCAG
Molecule: messenger RNA, 2107 nt
Organism: Linum tenue
Lineage: Eukaryota; Viridiplantae; Streptophyta; Magnoliopsida; Malpighiales; Linaceae
Source: the annotation of a GenBank genome assembly